Rhodofomes roseus is the source of this 1133-nucleotide messenger RNA. RefSeq lists its product as uncharacterized. The transcript has a single exon. Bases 22 to 657 code for a protein of 211 amino acids. The record is from RefSeq and is a predicted model, not a curated record. Lineage: Eukaryota; Fungi; Basidiomycota; Agaricomycetes; Polyporales; Fomitopsidaceae.
AAAGUAUGCAAUGCACCUCCCAUGUGCCCCCGCCCACCGCCGCCGCCAACGGACACGACAAGACGGUCGCGCGACGGUCGAGACACCGCCCGCCUCUCCCACGUUCAACCCGCACCACCGCAUCCUCGCGUGCUGCGCGGCCGCCUGUCACAGACUACAGUGCCACGACCUGCGACAGUACUGCGCUGUCGUGUCCCCGCCGCUCCGUCACCGCGACGUACCGCCCGCCACCGCCCUCUGGUGAGUCGUCCCCGUCCCUUGUCCCUCUGCGCGUCGUACCCGCACCGCUCCUUCCCCGUUCGCGCGCCCUCUCCACCCUCUACAUGCCGUGACGCGGCCUUGCCCCGCGCCCGCACCUCUCUCUUCCUCCCAUCACCUUCCCUGCGUCACUCCCGCCAUCCUCACUGCCGUCUCCGCACCUCUCCCGUCCUCCCAUGCACGAACGCCAUCGUCGCGGCCUCCGACUUCUCCGCGGCUACCCUCGCCUCUCGCACACCCUCGCUGCCUGCAUCCUUACCUGCACUGCCGCCCUCGUUCGACUCGCGCCCAACACUGCUUCCGGCCUUGCGUGGGUUGGCAUCUGCAGAGGCCUCCACUCAUGGUCGUGACAAUGGGUUCCACGACGAGGUGAGUGGCGAGACUGCACUGAGACACUGACUGUUUGUUCAGCGUGCCGGCACAUCAAACAUUCACUGGCAGCCUGCACGCACACCGAAUGUCCAGCCCGCCCAUGCUUCACGCGUCCAGCCCACCCAUUCCUCACGACUCCAGCCCGUCCGCGCAUCGCGCGGCGCAUGUACGGACCACUCGCACACCCGACGUCUGGCUUGGCGCGUUCCAACAAUAUCCUCGCACACGUCGGACAGCUCGAACGGGCCUUCGUCUGUCUCGUGCGCCCCGGGUAUGCCUCCACAGAUGCAGCUCAAGCUCAGCAUGCUCGAUGAGCUCGCCGACGCUGCUCGUCCCGCCCACACACAUCAGCUGUUGGCUCGCACGGUUCUGUGCCACCAUCCUCAUGGAGCCGUUUGUCUAUCACUGGGUCGCUGCUCCUGACGGCGUGCAAUCCAAACUGACCGUUUACUUAUGCUGUUGUGGACCACGGCGAACGUGCCCCCCGCCUGCGCGCUUGCUGA